Theobroma cacao (cacao) is the source of this 663-nucleotide messenger RNA. RefSeq names its product protein ULTRAPETALA 1-like. The record is from RefSeq and is a predicted model, not a curated record. NCBI's taxonomy places the organism in Eukaryota, Viridiplantae, Streptophyta, Magnoliopsida, Malvales, Malvaceae. Gene Ontology annotation, cellular component: cytosol; nucleus.
AUGCUGGCUGACCAAGAGUUGAAAAGCAUGGAAGGAUUCAAGAAAGGAUCCAAUUACAUUGAGGUUAAGGUUGGCUGCACAAGCAAGAAAUAUGGUGAUACCGUAGGGAAGCUUAGGGUUUUCUCUAAUGGCCGAUUUCUCAUAUCCUGCGAAUGCACACCGACUUGUGGAGACAAACUGAGUCCCUAUGACUUUGGAAAGCAUUCUGGAAAAGAAGGAACGAGGAAAUGGAAGAACCACAUUUGGGUGGUCCUGAACGACAAGAAGGUUCCCUUGUGCAGAACUGUUCUCCUGAAAUAUUACAAGCAUGCAUCAAAUGGAGCAAGUGGGUUGCAACCUAAGCGCCUUUGUCAUCGGGAUGAGUUCAUUAGUUGCUCAAAGUGUAAGAAAGAACGCAGGUUUCGUCUCCGGACUGAAGAGGAAUGCAGGAAUUACCAUGAUGCUUUGAUUACCAGAAGGUGGAGUUGUGAGAACUGGCCAUAUGAAAAGAUCAACUGCCAAACUGAAGAAGAGCGGGCAGGUCGGAAACGCUGCAGAGGCUGUCCUCAAACUCCAAUUUGCAAAGGUUGUACUACUUGUGUGUGUUUCGGGUGCCUCAACUGCCGCUUUCUGGAUUGCAAGUGCCGCACUUGCGUUGAUUUCAUGAAAAAUGCAGAGCCUUGA